AUGGCUCCACGGAUUGCCAUCGUUUUUUACUCCAUGUACGGCCAUAUCGAGACAUUAGCUCGGGCAGAAUUGAAAGGAAUCCAGGCGGCCGGGGGUCAUGCCGACCUUUACCAGAUUGAAGAGACGCUGCCGGCUGAGGUUCUGGCCAAAAUGCACGCUCCCCCCAAAUCAUCUAUCCCCGUGAUCAAGCCGGAGCAAUUAGUCGAUUAUGAUGCAGUUCUCUUCGGCAUUCCCACGCGGUUCGGGAACUUUCCUGCGCAGUGGAGGGCUUUCUGGGAUCGCACGGGCGGCAUUUGGGCGACAGGCGGUUACUGGGGCAAGUAUGCCGGCCUGUUUGUUUCAACCGGCACCCAGGGCGGUGGCCAGGAGUCAACUGCUCUGGCAGCCAUGAGUACCCUAGCCCACCACGGCUUCAUAUAUGUACCCCUCGGCUAUAAGACGGCAUUCCCCCUCCUCACGAACCUUCAAGAGGUCCAUGGUGGAAGCGCCUGGGGCGCUGGUACUUUUAGUGACGCGGAUGGAUCUCGCCAGCCUAGUGAGCUGGAGCUCUCGAUUGCCGAGACGCAAGGGAGAUCGUUCUAUGAACAUGUUUCCCGUCUCAACUCCACUUGA
Messenger RNA from Aspergillus aculeatus ATCC 16872, 612 nucleotides. RefSeq names its product benzoquinone reductase. The transcript is spliced from 4 exons. Bases 1 to 612 code for a protein of 203 amino acids. Gene Ontology annotation, molecular function: NAD(P)H dehydrogenase (quinone) activity; FMN binding. NCBI's taxonomy places the organism in Eukaryota, Fungi, Ascomycota, Eurotiomycetes, Eurotiales, Aspergillaceae. The record is from RefSeq and is a predicted model, not a curated record.